UGAUUUCCUACUACAGUUCCCAGAAUGAUUUGCUGCAAUCCUUUCUUAUUAUUUCCUGCUGGAGGCCAGAAUAGGAGCAGCUUUUGUUACUGGAAUGAGAGAUUCCUGCAAGACUGGUGAAGGUAACCUCUUGGCGUCUGUGUCCCCAUGGACAACUGAACCAACUGUAGGCGCUGUCAUUUACUUUUAAAAAAGAUCGCGGCGAGAUCAAGUGUGCUGAUCAGGAGACUCCUCCAAGAGAACCGAUCGGACCACCAUGACUGAUCUGCUGAGGAUGGACAACGACGGAGGCCAUAAGACCGAGAAGAUAUUUAACAUUACUAUGGAGAUCAUCACACUGCUGGCCGGAGAGGACUGUCGAGUGGUGAAGAAGGCAUCUGGAGAAAAUGUGGCGCCAAGCAAUUGCCCCCGAGUUACAGGAGACAAAUCCAAGAAACAUAAAGAGAAGAUCCUCGGGGUCACCAACAAGAUCAUAGAGCUGCUGACAGGAGAGGAGGAGGAGUACUCGGAAGAAGAAGAAGAUUGGGAAGAGGAUGAGGUAGAAGAGGAGAGUCCACCAUUUCCUAAAUCACUGUAUGGAUCCAGUAAUGGCAACCCACCAGAGAGAUGUCCCCGUCCUCUGUAUUCCCGGGACUCCACACAGGAACAUCCCAACCUUCCUUACCGUUUUCAGGCAGAAAACCGGAGAGACAUGAAUAUUAUUGUGAAAGAGGAAGAAGAAGAGGAGGGGAUCGAAAUUCCUCUUACGAUGAAAGAAGAGGAAACAGACUGUGACAUGGAUGAGGACAACGACCUUGCAGAAGACUCUCCAGAAGAACCCUCCAACCCCGAAGAAUGGUUUUCCGACAGCGGCGAUGCCACCACCCCCGACACAGCAUACGACGGUGACAAGUUAUUUCCUUGCUCUCAGUGUAGUAAAUGUUUCACCAGGAAGUCGAGUCUUAUCCGUCAUCAGAGAAUUCACACGGGCGAGAAGCCAUUUCCCUGUUCGGAAUGUCAUAAACGUUUCACGCGCAAAGCCACUCUUCUGGAGCACAUGAGGGUUCACACAGGAGGGAAGCCAUUUGUGUGCGCAGAGUGUGGGGAAGGCUUUGCACAGAAUUCCGAACUCAUCAACCACAAGAAGACUCACGCAGACGACAAGCCACUUGCAUGCAUGGACUGCGGGAAAUGUUUCCAGCAGAAGUCUGAUCUUGCCGUCCAUCGGAGGGUCCACAGAGCCAAGACAACUUUUACGUGUCCCGACUGUGGCAAAGGCUUCAUCCAAAAGUCGGUGCUCGUCAUUCACCAAAGAACUCACACGGGCGAGAGGCCUUAUUCUUGCGACGAGUGUGGAAAAAGUUUCACACAGAAGUCGGACCUGGUGGUCCACCGGAGAACCCACACAGGAGAACGGCCCUUUAUGUGUGUUGAGUGCGGGAAGAGCUUCACGCAGAAGUCAACGUUGGUUAUCCACCAAAGGAUCCACCGGGGGGAAAAACCGUUUACCUGCAAGGAGUGCGGAAGACAAUUUACUCAGAAGUCCACUCUGGUGACCCACCAAAAGCUUCAUACGCCACUUAAGUUGUUACAUUGCUUUUCCAGGAAUCCUCAGUAGGCGGUGGGGUCACAUAAAAGCACUUUUGACUCAAGAGGCACAAGCAGUGUUAAGGCGGGUGCUUCCCAAUCCUAGAAGCCCAUGGAGGACAACUGUUGGUCUUUCAAACUAAGCCAGAUUAGGUAAAUUGGACCUCAUUUUAUGGGCACCUACUUGAGCUCUGCCAGAGCCAUUCGUUUGAUAGAAGACCUAGACAAAGACCCAGACUAGAAAGACAAGCUAUCAGUUGAGACAGCUUGGAGUCAACCAUGAGGAUCUUAAGC
Rana temporaria (common frog) is the source of this 1860-nucleotide messenger RNA. RefSeq names its product gastrula zinc finger protein XlCGF57.1-like. Gene Ontology annotation, molecular function: DNA-binding transcription activator activity, RNA polymerase II-specific; RNA polymerase II cis-regulatory region sequence-specific DNA binding. The record is from RefSeq and is a predicted model, not a curated record. Gene Ontology annotation, cellular component: nucleus. Gene Ontology annotation, biological process: regulation of transcription by RNA polymerase II. The transcript has 7 exons. Bases 257 to 1597 code for a protein of 446 amino acids. NCBI's taxonomy places the organism in Eukaryota, Metazoa, Chordata, Amphibia, Anura, Ranidae.